Molecule: messenger RNA, 1286 nt
Organism: Paramecium pentaurelia
Lineage: Eukaryota; Ciliophora; Oligohymenophorea; Peniculida; Parameciidae
Source: the annotation of a GenBank genome assembly
AUGGCAGUAAAUGAUGAAAGAUAUGUGUUCAUAGUUGAAUGGUUUGACACUAGUGCAUCUUUAAUAAGGAGUUAUAACCUCAUAUACUUUAUGUCAGAUAAGACUAUCGAAAUGGUAUAAUUUUAAUUAAGGAAUCUAGUUUGAUUUGAAAAAUAAAAGAAUAUUCUUGAAAAGAUGUGAAUACCCAUCAAUAUAAUUGAAAGAUUUAUAUGUUGGAUCAAUUGUAACAGUUUAUUCAAGAUAAUUAAAAAUAGUGGAUUAUGCAGAUGUAUUUACUAGAUCUAAAUUUGAAGUAUAAAGAGGAAAGUAAAUAAAUUAUAUAAAUGUUAGAACAUUUGGUAUGAUUAAACCAGAUGCAUAUACACAUAUUGGUAAGAUAAUCACUGCAGUUGAAAGAAACGGUUUCGUAAUUGGUAAUUUGAAAAUGACAAGAAUGACAAUUGCAGAUGCACAGCAAUUCUAUGCAGAACAUAGAGUAAAUAAUAAAUAAAUUUGAAUAGGGAAAACCUUUUUUUGAUGAACUUACAUAAUUUAUCUGCAGUGAUUUUAUUGUUGGUUUGGAAUUGAUAGCCGAUAAUAGUGUUAAAAAAUGGAGAGAUUUGAUUGGACCAACUAAAUGUUAAGUUGCUAGAGUUGAAGCACCAAAUUCAAUGAGAGCUUUGUAUGGUACAGAAGGAGUAAGAAAUGCUUGUCAUGGUAGUGAUGCUCGUAAGUUAUUAAUUUUAUAAUUAUAUAGCUGGAUCAGCAUAAAGAGAAUUAGAUUUCUUUUUCUCUGAUAAAUCUAAUCUAAAAUCAACUGCUGUAUUUAAUAAUUGUACUUGUGCCAUUAUAAAACCACAUAUUGUAUUAGAAGGAAGAGCUGGAUAAAUUAUUGAUAUUAUAUUAAGUGAAGGCUUUGAAAUAUCAGCAAUGCAAAUGUUCUAUUUAGAUAGAGCUACUAGUGAAGAAUUCUUUGAAGUCUAUAAAGUAUAAAUAACAUAUUCAAAUAUUUAGGGUGUUUUACCUGAAUUUUAAGCUAUGUCAGAACAUUUAACAUCUGGACCUUGUAUAGCUAUGGAAAUUAGAUAAGAAAAUGCUGUAAACAUUAAUUUUAAUUAUUAGGUCAAAGCUUUUAGAGAUUUAUGUGGACCACAUGAUCCAGAAAUAGCUAAAACUUUAAGACCUUAAACAAUCAGAGCUAAAUUUGGAAUUGAUAGAGUUAAGAAUGCUAUACAUUGUACUGAUCUUCCAGAAGAUGGCAUACUAGAGGUGGAAUAUUUCUUUAAUAUUUUACAAUAAAAAUGAAA